AAGCGUUCUAAUCGUUUAGUACGCGCCCAGACCUCGAUCAGUAUUCAGUGCACAGAUCGCUCGAGACGAAAACAUCGUCAUCGACAACAGCCGGAGAACAAAAAGUUUGCACAACAAAAGUCACGUUUUCGGCGCUAUCGCCCCUCACCCGAAACUGUGGGCGUCCAAAAUGAAGUCUUCAACGAUAGCGAUAGGACUGCUGCUGGCGAUGAUCGCCACCUCGUCAUCCGUCAUGGCCGUCAUCUACGAAAAGUACUGCAUCCGAUUCGAGGAGUCGUACACGUUCAGCGAAGAUCGCUUUGUCGGCAAGUGGUACGAGAUUCGACGCCUGGAAGAUCCGAUCCACGAUCAAGAUGAACACUGCGUUCAGGAAAAGUUCACCCGGUCGGCUAACAUGAUGGACUUUGACAUUGUUCGGUCGGUGCAGGCGAACGCCUCGGCGGAGCCGGUCUAUUCUUCCGGAGUGGCCUCACCCCGGGUGUUGGCCAGCGCCGUGGUGCCACAGUUCUACCUGCGGUACAACACGACCAGCCCAGCAGAUCCAGAUACCCCAAUAGAUAUCGUCAAAACUGACUACAACAGCUAUGCCAUCCUCUAUUCGUGUCUGCAAAUCAACUCAACCACGGUAGCAGAAAACGCCUGGAUCUACUCCCGUCGCCUGGACAUCCCGAAACCAACCGCCGAGCUAAUCAACAAAUUCAUCGCGACCAAAUUCAACCAUCCGGAGCACAAGUGGGGCACCACCGUGCAAAGUUCGCCCUUCUGCAAGCCCACGAACAUCACCAAUUCUUCGCACGGAUUGCACCAGCUGUCCUUGCUGUGGCGCUCGCUGGCGGUCCUUUUGCUGGCAAAAAUGCUCUUUUGAGUGCCAAUCGUGAUUUUUUUGUUGUAAUUGAGUGUCUGCAAAGAGCUAAUAUAUUCGAGUAGCAGCAGCCAUUAGGAGGCUGCCUUUGA
This is a messenger RNA of Culex pipiens pallens (northern house mosquito), 954 nucleotides long. Its product is annotated as apolipoprotein D-like. Lineage: Eukaryota; Metazoa; Arthropoda; Insecta; Diptera; Culicidae. The record is from RefSeq and is a predicted model, not a curated record. The transcript has 4 exons. The coding region runs from base 170 to 865 and encodes 231 amino acids. Gene Ontology annotation, molecular function: pigment binding. Gene Ontology annotation, biological process: symbiont-mediated perturbation of host defenses.